AUGGCGGAUCCUGGAUCACGUGGUGAAGAUUCAGAUGGUGUGGAAGCGGAAGACGAGUCUGAAAGUGAAAAGAGAAGGGGGGUGCCCUCUCUACGAGAGCGUUUACCUAUGUCUGCUGGACUAGGAGUAGGUGAACUUCGGGCUCGUUUAGGGGUUUGGUUAAGCAACGUGGUGGCUCUAGAUGGUGCAGUUGAUUGUUUGGUAGAAUUUGGUGAUUACAGCUUGAGUGAGACGUUUCCCAUAGGAGCGACGGGCCCAGGACAGGGCAUGAGAAACGAUGCGGUCGACGGCAGAAUGUUAGCUACAUGGAUAAAAAAAUACCAGCAUUUACUGUUCUCCGUCCUGCUGGUAGCUGGUUUGUCGUCUUUGAUGGUUCUAGCACCACGUGGGAAUGUUAGCUACAUGGAUAAAAAAAUACCAGGUAAUUAUUCCCAUUUACUGUUCUCCGUCCUGCUGGUAGCUGGUUUGUCGUCUUCGACCAUCAUUUACAUGUAUUCAAAUAAUAUUAUGAAUAUGAAUAUUGGUAUAACGUCUGAUGUGAACACAGGUUUCAGUUAUUCAAAUGCCAACAGUUCAAAAUAUGUUAUUUAUAUCUGUGAUGGGAAGAACUUAUGUGGAGGAUAUGGUGAUAGACAAAAAGGAAUUGUGGCUUCAUAUAUUAUAUCUGUUAUGUUGAACAGACAAUUUGGUGUAAUAAUGAACGAUUCGUGUGAUAUAAAACAAAUGUUCAAACCGAAUCAAAUUAACUGGAUAGUGGAUAAUAAUAAAAUAAAAAAUAAAACUUCAAAGAGAAUUGCGGCUCUAGAUGGUUAUUGCGACAAGUUGAGGAAAUCCAUGAUAGAAAUGGAUCUAGAUCAAGAAUAUAAAGAAGAAGUAAUUUAUUUUUCUUUAAAUUUAGAAUUCGUGUUUUAUCUCCGACAAAACAUAAGAUAUGAAAAACAGUUAAAGUGGUUGGAGCACCUGUCAAUGUCAGAAAUAUAUAAUGUAGUAUGGCACAAGCUUUUUAAGUUAAGGCCACACAUUCAAGAAAAACUUGACCCUUUUUUAGAUCUGAAAAAACAAGGACUAAAAUUGAUCAGUGCUCAGAUACGACUUGGAAAAAAUCCAACGAUUCCACGUGACUCUAAAGUGGUAAAUAGUUUAAACAAUAUGAAUGUUUUAUGGCAAUUUUAUAAAAAAUAUAAUGACAGUUCUAAAUAUAGAAUAUUUAUUAGUACUGAUAGUGACACUGUUCGAGAAAAAGCCAGAUCCAUAUUUCCAGACGUCUAUUCUGAUGUCCCAGGUAAAGUGUUCCAUGUUGAAAGAUCAAAUAAAACUGAUGUAUGCAAUGGUUGGCGUAAAGUGAUACUAGAUCAAGUAAUUCUUAGUCUGUCUGAUGUUUUAGUGAUAAGUAAUAGUGGAUUUGGGAGAAUAGCUGCAUUUUUUCGACAAAAUGAAAAUGAUUUAUACUGUUUGAAUCUAGAUAAAAUACGUCGUUGUACCACACAAUCUGAGAUAUUUAAUGGCAAAUCUUAUUGUUAA
Molecule: messenger RNA, 1521 nt
Organism: Lottia gigantea (owl limpet)
Lineage: Eukaryota; Metazoa; Mollusca; Gastropoda; Lottiidae
Exons: 6
Coding region: 1-1521 (506 amino acids)
Source: RefSeq, a predicted model, not a curated record